Molecule: messenger RNA, 432 nt
Organism: Pelagomonas calceolata
Lineage: Eukaryota; Pelagophyceae; Pelagomonadales; Pelagomonadaceae
Source: the annotation of a GenBank genome assembly
AUGUUCCUCGACGACGACGUGCAGCGUCUGGAGAUCCUCGAGAGACUCGAGCGCCACGUCGACCUCCUGGAGGCGGCCGCGCGCGCGGCCGAGGCCCGCGCGCGGCGCCGCGCGCGGACGUGCCUCCUCGUCGGCGCCGCGGGCUGCCUCGCCGGCGCGGGCGUCCUGCUGUGGCGUGCGCGCCGCCGGCACCGCGCCCGGCGGCGGCCGCGCGACGCCUCCAAAGACGACGAUGGAAACGCGCGCUGGCGCUCCGGCGACCCGCGCGUCGUCCUGGGCGUCGGCCCCUUCGCGUCGCGGGCCGCGUGCCGCGCCGCGUACCUCGAGCUCGCGCGCCGCUACCACCCGGACAAGUCGGGGUCCGCCGCGACGGGCGAGGCGUUCGCGGCGAUCAACGCCGCGUGGACCAAGAUCGAUAGUAGGAGUGUGUAA